AUGGCCUCGCAUGCCCUUCAAGGCGCCGCUCGACAUGCCUCCUUCAUCGCCAAGAGUAUAUCGCUGACGGGGCUGCGAAGGUGCGCCGUAUCGCCCAGAGACCUGACAUCCAGAGCCCAGAGACCGGCUUUGACGACGUGCCAAAGACGACAACCCUGGCUACGGCAGCAGACUCGACACCACACCACCACUACUACUACCGCGGACUCGCCAGGUCAUCCGCCAUCGUCGUCAUCGUCGUCGUCGUCCGCUUCCUCCUCCGUCUCUGCCUCCGAAGUCUCCCAUUUCUCCCGCCUAGCCUCAUCAUGGUGGGAUCCUCACGGCCCCUCGCGCCUCCUUCACCUAAUGAACCCCCUCCGCCACGACUUUAUCAAGGCCUGUCUCCGGCGAUCGCCGCCUCCAGACCAAAACUACCAAUACACCUACCUCGACAUAGGCUGCGGAGGGGGCAUCUUCGCCUCCUCGGCCGCCCGCCUCCCUUCUACGGCGCACGUAACGGCCAUCGACCCCACGCCCGACGUGAUCGCGGUCGCGAGAUCGCACGCGCGCACCGAUCCGAUCCUCUCGCGGUCCGACAAACUCGAAUACCUGAAUUGUGCGAUUGAAGACCUCGGGCCCCCUGCCGCCGAGUCUUCGCCUUCCGCUCCCGAGGGGCGCCGGCAAUACGAUAUCAUCACCCUCUUCGAAGUGCUCGAGCACAUCGACUCGCCCGCGUCGUUUCUCGAGACCGCGAUCCCCCAUCUCAAGCCUGGCGGGUGGCUUGUGGGAAGCACAAUCUCGCGCCACCCGAUCGCGUACCUUACCACCAAGCUGAUCGCGGAGGCGCCGCUGAUUGGCGUGGUGCCCAGGGGCACGCACGACUGGAACAAAUACAUCAACCCGGGCGAAUUGCGGGGGUAUUUUGAGAGUGGCGGCGCGCCUGGGCGGUGGGGGGAUUUCGUCACGCAGGGCGUGGUGUAUCUCCCUGGUCUGGGCUGGAGGAACGUGACGGGGAGUGAAGACUUCGGGAACUAUUUCUUUGGGGUUCAGAAACUGGAGUGA
Messenger RNA from Cladophialophora yegresii CBS 114405, 1041 nucleotides. RefSeq lists its product as uncharacterized. The record is from RefSeq and is a predicted model, not a curated record. Bases 1 to 1041 code for a protein of 346 amino acids. Gene Ontology annotation, molecular function: 2-methoxy-6-polyprenyl-1,4-benzoquinol methyltransferase activity. Lineage: Eukaryota; Fungi; Ascomycota; Eurotiomycetes; Chaetothyriales; Herpotrichiellaceae. Gene Ontology annotation, biological process: ubiquinone biosynthetic process. The transcript has a single exon.